GACCAGAAUACAACCAGCUGGGUAAACAUGGCGUCUGUCUCUGGAUGUGAAAAUUACAUGUAGCGCUUUCGUCUGUUUAACGGUGCAUGUGUCGCACCGACGUCCCGCAUUUGAUCCCCGGACAGAGCAACGUGAUGGACCCGACGCACGAAGAGAGGAAGAGGAGAAGGAGAGAAGCGCUUCACUGAUGCUGCUUUAUAUUUUUGCUCUCUGCACAGCAUGAGUGGUCUGAUGUCUGCCCGGACCCUGUGAUUGGCGCAACAUAAUUGCUUUUGUUAACAGACGCACUGAUUUAUAUUCCGGUCGAGGUGUCCACUUUUAUUUAAUCUGACAAACAUCAAGGCUCUCGUUCUGUGGACUGGCUCCCGUAGUGUCCUGUUUUUUGGGUCCACUCUGCUGUGGGACCCCCUUUAUAGAUUAUAUAAUCAGGUUCAUAUUUUCUUCAUCUCCUUGGCCCCACAGCUCCUUUAACCUCACUAACAGAUGUGCUGCCCGGACAGUGUAAGAGCAGCAUGGUCAGUCUGACUGCACUUUAUGUGGACAGCUGCUCUAUGACUGUUAACUGUGCUGCACUGUGUGCUGUGUUUCUCAUGCCUUGCUCAACAACACCACUAUGAUAGGCUCACCUGACCUGGUGGCUUUCACUAAAGAGGAUGACUAUGGGGAGACGAGUCCCGACCCCUGGGCUCUCCCCGAGGAGUUCUCUGUUCCCCUCCAUCCGCUGGCUGACUCCAACCCCUGGGCCAAAACCUCUUAUGCCAAGUUCACCAAAGACUUCAUCCUCAUUUCUGAGUUCUCUGAGCAGGUGGGCCCUCAGCCUCUCCUCACCAUCCCUGAUGACCCCAAAAUCUGUGGCACCUUCGAUCUCAACUACUUCUCCCUGCGCAUCAUGUCAGUGGACUACCAGGCCUCCUUCGUGGGGCAUCCGCCUGGCACUGGCUACCCAAGGCUCAGCUUUGUGGAGGACUCUAGGGUGGUGCUGGGCGACUCAAAGGAGGGCGCGUUCGCCUAUGUCCAUCACCUUACGCUUUACGACCUGGAGGCCAGGGGCUUUGUGCGACCGUUCUGUAUGGCGUACGUUUCAGCAGAUGAGAGGAAAAUCAUGCUGCAGUUUCAGGAGCUGUCCCUCCGCUUCUCCCAGGCCUCUGAGUGUCUGAAGGCGGGGAACCGGAGAGCAUUUGCCAAGGAACUCCAGAGGAAGCUGCGGGACCUGGAGUACACCCACUCUGUGCUCCAGAGGGAGGAGGGCCUGCAGAGAGAGGCGGGGCCUCAGUGUAUGUACUCCGCUCAUGCUGUGGAGAAGGCCAACGAGCUCGCAAACGUGGAGAAGAGCAUCUAUGAACACAGAGACCUGCUGAGACAGAUCAGCUCCUACCAUCACCGUCCGCGCCGAGAUCCUCAUGCUGUCACCUGCCAGAAGUGUAUCACCGAGUGCUUGAGUGAGUGCGAGGUGCUGUUAGACAAAUACGCCAAGCUUGCCAACCCCUUUAGUUACUGUGACAAGGGGAAGAAGGAGGAUGAAGGGCAGAGUCAGAUAAAUGAGGAAGGAGGCGAAGACGAAGUGAACGAGGAAGAAGACGAGGGCGUUAAACGCAGGCCGUCCUACACGCCACAGCUGAUCAAAGCUAAGUCUGCAAAGUGUUUCGACAAGCGCCUGAAGACCCUGCGAGAGCUGUGCGACAAUACUUUCUACGAGGCCACGGUGGAGCUCUUGAAGGACACUGAGAAGAGUUUCCGGGGGGACCUGUGCUACCUGUACACACGCCGCCUGGACAGGACACUACGCAGGAAACAGAGAGUUACCAACUUCCUGUUUGAGGAGGACCUUGGUGAUGAAGAUGAGGAUGAAAGGGGAACACUAAGACCAUUCUGUGCUGUGAACCAUGCUGUAGAUAACUACACACUCUUAAAUCCGCCUCCUAUUGUACUAGGACCAGAACCUUUAGAGCUAGAUGCUCUGGAGCCUCCACACCCUCUAGACCCAUCCUCUGAGAUCAGCCGUCCUCAAGAGUUGUGCGAGCUUGGGCUUGUAGGGAGCCAUCUGGAGUCCUCCCCCUCAGACCAGACUCUGGAGACCCAGGAGAGCUCGGAGGAGACCAAAGGAAGCUUCAGCAGCGAUAAGAGCGGGACGGGUCAAGCAGACAGGCAACAGAAUCUGGCUAGUAUAACGUCAGAAGGCCCUGAUUCUGACCUGACCCCAGACCCUGACCACAACACUGACCUGGAGAGGGAGAGCAGCAGUGAAGAGAUGGAGACCACAGCUGGGGAAGAUGAUGGUGACAACGGGGGAGACCAAACACCCGUGUCUUUGCUGGAAGUGAUGUCUGAGCUGGAGGCCAGCAGGGAGGAUGAGUGCGAGGGAGCAACUGAUGGGGCUUGCGAGAUACAGUCUGACCUGUUGGUUCCAAUAGACACAGCGUGCUGUAUGGCCCAGGAGGGUUUCCUUUAUGAGGCUUCUGCCCCAGAGACGGUGCCUCAUCAUGAACAAAGCUCCUACCUGCAGCCUUGUCAAACCCUGGUGGUCAACCAGGAGCCCCAGGCCCAACUUCCACUCCAGGACGACUACACGGUGGGUUCUCCAUCCUCAGAAAGCCCCGCAGCUGGGCUAGAACUGCCUGUGGGACUCCUUGGAGAUGCAGUUUCCCGUACCUCAGCAGAGGAUGGGUCGGACUGUACCAUGAGUGCUUCUACAGGGUCUGAUCGGGCUGCCUCGCCUCUUGGCUACGGGGGUGUGUUGACCCUGCGUCAGAGGAAGAAGCAUGGACAAGGAGCCUUGAAGUUUGUGCGACAGUAUCCGUUUGCCAUGCAAGCUCUGUGGUGUCUGCUGAGCGGGAGAACCCUGGUCGUGCUCGGGGCCGACGAGGGGAGAGUCCGCCGACUGGUUGCUGCUCUGGCCCUCUUUGUGCCUGCUCCUGGGAAGUGUGGAGAGAGGGUUCAAGCCUGGCUGUCCUGCCCCUUCACCCUUACUGACCUGCAGAGGUGGAAACUCAUUGGAUUGCAAAGAGUAGCGUCCCCUGUGGGUUCCAGCAUGCUUUACUCACUAUCCCGCUACAGCCGCUACAUCUCCAUCCUGGAUGCCGACCAGAAGACCUUGCGCUGUCCACCAUAUCGUGGCCAACUUCUUGCCAACAUAGCCGACCACCGCACCUACAUCCGCCGUGGUUCCACCUACUUCCUUCACUUACAGAGCAUGCUCUGUCGCCUGGCAGCCAAGGCCUUCCUGUAUACCUUUACCCAUCACCUCCACCUGCCGGUCAGCUCCACGGAGGGGUCCGAGGUCGUGGAGGGCAGACGCCGCUGCUUCCUGCAGGAGCAACUGGGGCUGGGCGAGGAGGACAGCCUGAUACUGCUCUACCUCAGCCAGCUCAUUACGCAGCAGUACCUGCAGCCCGCAACCGGGAGCAGUGCAGCAGCAACUUGUUUUAGUUUUAACUACACCACCAGCGUUUUUUAUAAAAUCUAAUGGGAGGAGGAUUCCCACGCAGGUUUUAGCAGAAAUCAUCUUUGACCUUUGAUUUUUAAAGGACCACAGGGGAUCUUAGUAAGGUCUUUUAGUUUGAGGAGUAACUCUGAACUGGUUAUUGUUUAUUAUCUCUCUGCCUUGCUGUCCUUUUCUCUGCUCUUUCCUCUGUGUGCAGGGAAAAGGAGACAGAGUGAGUCAUGAAUGUCAGUGAGUGGUGUAUUUGGUCCGGAGCAUGUUGACACUCAUAAACACACAUUACAGAGCAGGCUUAGAUCGGCUCUACUUAUUGUCCUUUCAGUCAUUUGUGUGUUUUUCACUUCCAUGGGAGAAAAAAAAUGUUACUUGGGUCUGUCAGUGCCCCCACACCUCACCCCACACACACACACACACACACACACACACACACACACACACACACACACACACACACUCAAGUCACUCCAACACGGCUGUCUGUGUGUCGUAAGUGCUGGUCUGAACUCAGCCACGGCUCUGUGUUAACACCCACCAUCCGCUGAGCAGCUAUAUGUAAACAUGUUUUUCAGGAUUAAGGCAACAAACUCGCAUACGCUGACGCUUUCUGGCUGUGGAGAACAGACGUCUCUCUGAAUCUGUCCAUGAGACCUUAUUAGCACCAUGCAGGCUUGUUACAGCUGGUUUUGUGACAUGCCUCUCUGACACAUAACUACUUCAUAACUUCCAAGGGCCAAAACCUUUCUGAACCCUAUCUUUUUUUAAAUAUAUAUUUCUGUGUCACUCACUGGCAAUCACACUUUCAGUUUUCUCUUUUGGGGGUGAAUUUUAACACACGUUCCUGCAGUAAUGGAUGUUUGCUUCCUAAUAGAGACGGUGUUGAAUUUGAACUGUGCAGGUUUGACCUUUUGAGAGCACAGAGUAAACAUUCCCAAAGGCUGCUUUCAGGCUGUGAUGCAUGAGGAAGUGUAUUUGCUGUGUGAAUUAGACCCAGUUGGCUCCACGUGAUAUUGCAUGUCCAGAGAAAUAACGCCAUCCCUCACACAGUCACCCAGGGCCAGCAGCAGCCAAAACCGCUGGCAAGCAUUUCUAUAGAUAUUACUCACAUGGCCAGGAACAUUUUAAAGCUACUUAACUUAAAUGUAUUGAAUUUCACUGUUGUCUUACAGUUGUGUGAGAGUGUUGUGGUGUUAGCAUGAGACUGUCUUGUGCCGGGGUGAAUCACCGUACUGAUAAUAUUUCUGUUUUGUUGUAUUUGGAUGACUUUGACAAGAUACUGAACAGUUUGAGGAGAUGUUGCUGAGACAGUGAUGUUGUGUUUGUAUAGAUUUUAUUAUGGGAAAAUUGUACUUUCUGUGCCAUCAAAAGCAAAACUCUAAGCUUGACAAUUGAAUUUAGGACUAUGCCUAUUAUUUAUAUAUAUAUAUAACAGCACUGUGCGGUGAACAAAACUAAACAGGUCUAUAUUUAUUGCAUUAGGACAAAAUUUGGAUUAUGGUCAUCAUGUUGAGUAAACUCAGAUUUCCUCUUUGGAGGAUGCUGGAGAAUUUCACAAUCUUUAUGUUUUAAGUUCUGUCACAUCGGCCAGUGAGACGACACUGAAGAAGCGUCUUUGAUAGUAUUUUAGAUUUUACUGUUCCUAAUUCUGUGGCAUCCGUGAUGGAGUUGUACUUCUAUAUCUAGGAUGGUAACUGUACUUGUGACUGCAUGGUCAGAGUUUUAAUGUGAAAGGUCAAACAAUGUGGGAUCGUGGCAACUGUCCUUCCUGCUACGAACAAGACUAAUUUUAAAUCAUACGCUUUUAAUUAUUAACAGCAACCUUACAUUUUGAAUUCCACCUAAUGUAUUAUUUUAUUUUAGUGCAAUUUUUGGGCUUAAUGAUGAUUUUAUUUGCCACAUGCGAUUUUAAUUUUUUACUGCUUAAAAUAAAAAAAAAUUCUGCUGAGAUGUAUUAUUUUUUUUUUAGAUAUUAUUCCUCUAAUGCAAAAAGGUGAAUGUAAUCUAAAUAAGCCAUACCACAGUGUGCUUAACAUGUCGUCACUCAGUGUCCUUACGUUGCCAUAUCAUGUCUACCUUUUGUAUUUCAUCAUGAAGGGGCGCCAUGCUCACUCCAGCCCUGUACAACGGCGUUGCUGCCAGUGAUUUUAAUAAAGCACGUUGUGAAUGUCUUGAUGCUUCUAUGUAAUGAUAUUCAUUUAUUCCAUUAAAUUAUUUGAAUCCA
Dicentrarchus labrax (European seabass) is the source of this 5657-nucleotide messenger RNA. RefSeq names its product Smith-Magenis syndrome chromosome region, candidate 8a (gene smcr8a). Gene Ontology annotation, cellular component: guanyl-nucleotide exchange factor complex. The transcript is spliced from 3 exons. NCBI's taxonomy places the organism in Eukaryota, Metazoa, Chordata, Actinopteri, Moronidae. The record is from RefSeq and is a predicted model, not a curated record. Gene Ontology annotation, molecular function: GTPase activator activity. Bases 614 to 3463 code for a protein of 949 amino acids.